AGUUACGAGAGGUCCACACCUUCUGACAAGUACCGGACUUUGCACUCCUGCCGAAGAGGGAGAAGGCAGGAAGAUGGCUGGCUCCAGGAAGGAAGACUUUUGGUGGGGCCUUUCACAGAGUAGGUGGGGCAGGCGCCUCACCCCAUAGGUGAGUUCACCUGCCAGUCUGUUGCCUGGGUGGGGCAUGUGGGCCCAGUCUGGCACAGGUGAACCGGUGGAGGGUCACAGGAACUACAGGCUGAACCAGGCCAGAGGCCGUAGCUUUAACCGGACAGCCCAGACCUGUCCAGUGCCCUGCCAGUUCCAGACUGGGUUUGUGUCAGAAAAGGAGCCAGACCAUGUUGGGGAAGGCCGGACCGGUGGUGUGGAUGCUCUGUGCAAUCUGGGUGGCCGCUGAUGCUCUUACCGUGGAAACUACACAGGAUGUUCUUCGGGCUGCUCGAGGAAGGAGUGUCACCCUCCCGUGCACCUACAGCACCUCUGUUUCAGACCGAGAGGGAUUCAUUCAGUGGGAUAAGCUUCUCAGAAGUCAAACGGAAAGAGUGGUCACCUGGAAUUUUAUGGUGAAGAAAUACAUCUAUGGGGACCGUUACGAGAACCGCGUGAGGGUAUCUAACGAUGCAGAGCUGUCAAACGCCUCUAUCACCAUCGACCAGCUGACCAUGGAUGACAAUGGCACCUACGAGUGCUCCGUGUCACUGAUGUCAGACCAGGAUGUCACCUCCAGGUCUCGAGUCCGCCUCUUGGUCCUCGUACCACCCUCCAAGCCAGACUGCGGCAUCGAAGGGGAGACAGUGAUCGGCAACAACAUCCAGCUGACAUGCCACUCUGCAGAGGGGUCUCCGACCCCACAAUACAGCUGGAAGAGUUACAAUGCCCAGAACCAGCAGAGACCGCUCGCUCAGCCAGUCUCAGGCGAGCCCUUGUUUCUGAAGAACAUCUCCACAGAGACAGCGGGUUACUACAUCUGCACCUCCAGCAAUGACGUGGGGACAGAGUCCUGCAACAUCACUGUGGCACCCAGACCUCCCUCCAUGAACAUCGCACUGUAUGCGGGCAUUGCGGGCGGUGUCUUUGUGGCCCUCAUCAUCAUCGGAGUCAUCGUCUACUGCUGCUGCUGCCGGGAAAAGGACGACAAAGCUCAAGACAUGGAGGAUGCGCGGCCGGACCGAGCAGCUUACCAAGAGCCUAAAAAACGGCAGAUAGAAAUUUCCAGAGGGCGGGAAGAUGAGGAUGACCACAGGCAUGAGGAUCGGAGGAGCUCGGGACGGAGCACUCCAGACCAGCCUUUCCAGUGAAGGGUCCUUCUGCCCAGCGGGAGCGGAGAGAGGGCUAGGGCCCAGACUCCUGCUCCGGCUUCCUUUCCCCUAAGCCCCAUAGUCCUGCCCCUCCCCCAGGCAUGGGUGGAGCACUUCUUCCUGUGUAUCUGCCUCUGGGGAGCAUCACUGGCUACCUGAUGACCACUGAAAGGACCUUUCCUCGUUGCUAAAUCUGACUCAGGGCCUGGCCUUCCCCCUAGACCAGACAGCAUCCCUCUGCCUCCCUCAUGGCUGGCAGGGCCUCCUAGAAGAUCAGCACGAUCCGGGGCUGCUUCUGUUCAGAGCUCCCCAUACAGGCAAGUACCGGUUUAAGCGCCAGCUUUAGAAGGCGGGAGUCUGCCCCGUCCAACCAUGCCCAGCACUCAGGGGAGAACCAGUGACGAGCUUGCACUCAAUAUUUUGUCGAAUGAAGGGAAGAAAUCAACAAUAAGAUAUCGUCUCUGUGAUUUACUGAGCUUAAUUGUGCCCUCCAUGCUGAGGGGCCACGGUGGCCUCCAGCUUCUCCCUCAGCCUCAUCUCCCACCACAGCAUUCUUAGGACUUUUCAAACAGCAGUUCCAUCUCUACCUGUCAAAAGCCUGCCUGUCCUUAGGACCCACCAGUCUUAGACCCCCAAAUCUUUCUUAAUCCUGUCGCGACCGCGAACACACAGGGAGACAGUGAAGUCACAUUGUCCCACACCUAGACCUGGGCUGCCUGCAAGGCCAUCAGAGAUAGACUUCCUGCUGUGUUAGAGUACGUGCCCUGGAGCAGGGUCUGGAUCUUGAAGUCUGGCAGCCAAAACUGGGGGCUUGCCCUCAUGGCCAGUGCUUUGCUUCCUGCAUGUGACUCGAGACACCUGGUGACUCCACCCAAGCCCUGUGUUAGUCUGGUAAGGGGGGCAGACUGGUUUAAAAUGAGCACAGACACAAGCUUACUUCCCUCCACCUCUGCCCAGCCACGGCCUCUGAGUGCCAGCUGCCCUGCCCGCAGCCUCCCCUUCCUGUCACUUCUCCAGGACUCAGACCAGAUGGGCUGCUCCAAAUGUGUUUUACUACUGGAUAAACUUUUCUGGAUCAUCAGAGAAGCAACUCUAUCAGUCCCUUCCCCACUUCUGAUGUUAUGGACACGUGUAGUUUUUAUAUACUUUCCUGAACUCUUUUUUUGAAUCAAAAUGCUUCUUUAUCAAUAAAGUUCCUGGAGGAAAUUCA
Mastomys coucha (southern multimammate mouse) is the source of this 2508-nucleotide messenger RNA. RefSeq names its product glycoprotein A33 (gene Gpa33). Lineage: Eukaryota; Metazoa; Chordata; Mammalia; Rodentia; Muridae. Gene Ontology annotation, cellular component: plasma membrane. The record is from RefSeq and is a predicted model, not a curated record. The coding region runs from base 339 to 1298 and encodes 319 amino acids. The transcript has 7 exons.